This is a messenger RNA of Fusarium poae, 798 nucleotides long. RefSeq lists its product as uncharacterized. Bases 1 to 798 code for a protein of 265 amino acids. NCBI's taxonomy places the organism in Eukaryota, Fungi, Ascomycota, Sordariomycetes, Hypocreales, Nectriaceae. The record is from RefSeq and is a predicted model, not a curated record. The transcript is spliced from 2 exons.
AUGGCCUCCAAAAUCAAAAACGUAACAGAGUUCUCAUACGUUACUCUCAAACAAGGCAUAAACGUCUUUGACGAAUCCGCCGCCGCCAAGACUUAUCAAAAUGUCAUCGACACAGCGCUGAGACAACCAGGCGCACGACGAGUCUAUACCAGUCUCGAGGUUGAAGAUCCUUCAAAGCUGUGGUUAUUUCUGGACUGGGAUACCCUAGAUGAUCAUUUGAAUUAUCCCAAGAGCGCUGACCAUGCUCCCAUCAUAGAAUCUCUCCAACCUCUGGCCGAUUUUGAAAAGUCUAUCAACAAGCACGUCACUCUCAACCCCUUUCCCCCAGAGGACGUCCUCGACAGCUCCAGCUCUCCCGUGACAGAAGUACUCGUCGCAUUCUUUCCUUCAGAUUACUCCAUCUCAGCUCGAGCCUCGGCAACACGUCGACUGGAACAAUUCGCCGCUCAAGCUCUCAAAGCAUCACCAGACUGGAGGGGCAUCAGCUACGGCUGGAGUGUAGAGAACGAUGUGCCGAUUCGUGGUGAUGAAAGUAAUUCAGGUGCCAUGCUCGUUGCGUUUAUCGGAUGGCCGAGUCUAGAAGCUCAUCAAAAGUUUCGCGAGACGGAUGAUUUUAAACAGAAUAUUGGUUUGUUGAGAGAGAUGGAGGGAUUGUUGAAGUUGAGUGCUUUUCAUGUUAGUUGUGUGAGUAAGGAGGCUGAGGGGUUGGAGGAGAGGGAUGCGAAGAAGGCUGCUGAGAAUGGGCAUGGACAUGGACAUGGACAUGAGCAUGGUUGUGGUUCUGGUGGAUGUUGUUGA